This is a messenger RNA of Plodia interpunctella (Indianmeal moth), 3484 nucleotides long. RefSeq names its product probable 3',5'-cyclic phosphodiesterase pde-5. The transcript is spliced from 15 exons. The record is from RefSeq and is a predicted model, not a curated record. Gene Ontology annotation, molecular function: protein binding; 3',5'-cGMP-stimulated cyclic-nucleotide phosphodiesterase activity. Lineage: Eukaryota; Metazoa; Arthropoda; Insecta; Lepidoptera; Pyralidae. Gene Ontology annotation, biological process: signal transduction; negative regulation of receptor guanylyl cyclase signaling pathway. The coding region runs from base 656 to 3484 and encodes 942 amino acids.
AUUGUGGCAUUUAGAUUUUAUCCGCGGGUAAAAUUGUAUUUUAUUUGGAAACCGAAAUAAAGUGAUAUAAAAAUGUCAUAGUUAUGGCUAGCACUCCUGUUGACUCCCGAGGUUUGACCCUCAUUAAAAGCUAUCGAAAAGGUGUCAUAAAGGAUACUUUUACCAAAUCACGAGUUUUAGUCAUAGAUGUAUUAAAAAUUAUUUAAUGAUUUUUAAUACAUCUAUGGUUUUAACAAAUGUUGUGUGACGAAGUUGUCUCUUAAAAGUUAUUCACGGGCAUUUAUUUAGUUAUUAAGUAUUAUUAUUAUAUAUUAUAGUUAUUAAUAUUUUUAUGAGAGGGAGUCACAGCCCGGAGACAAAGGGAACAAUCAGUUUUGACACACUUAGCUUUUGGCAUAAUUGGAGGACGGUAACUGUUAUCAUUGCGGCCCUGCCUGCGCGCCCGACCCCGCGUAUUCUGUUCGCAAGUGAUAUGAUCGAGGCUAAAUUGGGACGAGUUGAGUGAUUUCAAAGUGCUUUGACUAUAAACAAAUUUAGUCAUAAUUUGUGUGGCUCCAGAUUACUAGAUAGCAUUGUUAAAUAAUAAGCUUAAAGAUUUCUGUUCCUUUUGAAAGUCAUUUACGUAAAAAAAUAUUUGUAACAGGACAAAUUUACAAUGGAUUCGGACCAUCCUGUAAAAGUAAAGCCGUCGCUGCGCCCGCGGCCGCCGGCACAGGCAAAGUCGCCCGAUCCCCAGCAUCUGCCUCCUAUUUCACGUGUUUCUACACCUACUGGCGAUUCAGAAAAGCAGCUGUGGUCCCGCUACCACCUCGGCUGCGUGGCCAAGAGCUCUCCCUACUUAGACUGGUCUGCUCGCAAGGCUCUGAAGAAGAGAUCGUCAAAUAAAGUACGCACUCCAACAAAUGACACAUUAAAAGAUGAGGGAGAAAUAGCGAACUAUUUGGACCGACACCGCGACUUCCUCGAGGCGUACGUGAUAAAGAAGAUUCCUCCAGAGGACAUAGAGAGAUGGCUGCUGCAGAAACUAAAGCUGACGACUGUAAAUGGUCAAGCCCUGCAACUUAGUAACGCUAAGACAUCGAGAAAACUUACUUUUAUGGACCAUAUGGACAAGCUGCAGGAGAAAUCGUCUGAAUACGAGCUUGUGUGGGAGUUGGCAGGCUCUGUCACCGCCGCCGUCGGGGUGGACGUGUACCGGCUUUACAAAAUCAGAUCACACCAACCCGGCGUCGUGCAGUACUUCGUGGUUGAUAAUGACAAAAACGAAAAAAAAAGCCUGAAGAUCGCGUUUGCUCGGGCGGAGUCGGAAACGGCAGCCUGUAUCAUCGAGAUGGCUCGGGCAGGUGUGCCCAGACGGCUGGCAGUCCCAUGCUCGUCAGGCUUCCCGGGGUUACCUACGUACAAGAUGUGCAGGACUAAACAUAAGAAAGAUCCGAAACCGGUGAUGUACCAGCCGAUGCGGUCGGGCGCCACGUGGUACGUGGUGGAGAUGUGGAAGACGGCCGGCUUCCAGAAGGCGGACGAGGAGUGGAGCGCGCGCCUGGUGCUGUGGGGCAUGUUGGCCGUGCACUACCGCGCGCUCCACGCUGAGAACGUCAAGGAGCGCAAUAUGUCCGACUUCCUGCUCGACGUCGUCAAAGCGAUAUUCGAAGAAAUGGUUUCCCUGGACCAGCUGAUAAAGCGGAUCUUGGAGUUCGCUCAGCGUCUAGUCAACGCCGACCGAGCGUCUCUGUUCCUGGUCGACUACAGGAGCUUCGAGCUGGUCUCCACAGUCUUCGACCUCAAAUUCGAGCGCGGGCAGGACCGGGACAUGGAGAAGAAGGAGAUCAGGAUACCCAUAAACAGAGGCAUCGCUGGACACGUGGCUUUGUCCGGGGAAACCAUGAAUAUUCCAGACGCGUAUUCUGAUUACAGAUUUAACAGAGAAGUUGACGAAGCAACUGGGUACAAGACAGUCAGUAUACUUUGUAUGCCGAUAAAGGUGGAAGGCAAGGUGAUUGGUGUCGUCCAGAUGGUCAACAAGCGCUCGGAAGAGAAUUUCGGUCACGAAGAUGAAGUGGCCUUUGAAAUAUUCUCCACAUUCUUUGGAUUGGCGCUUCACCACGCUCGCUUGUACGACAGGAUUAUGAGGAAAGAGCAGAAGUAUAAAGUAGCGUUGGAAGUACUGAGCUACCACAACACUUGUAGAGAAACCGAAGUGCAAGCGUUGUUUGCUGAGAAAGGUUCAGUCGAUGUUGAUUUGGAUGAUUAUUAUUUGGAUCCUUAUGGUUUGAAUGAGUUUGAAAAAUGUCAAUGUGCACUGACUAUGUUCAAUGAGCUGUUCGAUAUGAGCUCGUUCGAUGUGGUGACUGUGACGCGGUUCAUCCUCACAGUAAAGAAGAAUUAUAGAACAGUUCCUUAUCACAACUUUGACCACGGUUGGGCAGUCGCGCAUGCUAUGUAUGUCAUUUUGCGAAGCGAUGAUAAAAAACGAUUUAACUACAAAAUGCGCUUGGCCCUGUUUGUGGCGUGCCUGUGCCACGACCUGGACCACCGCGGCUACACCAAUAAGUACAUGAGCGAGACAGCCUCCCCCCUCGCCGCCAUGUACUCCACGUCUACGCUGGAACACCACCACUUCAACAUCACCGUCACUAUACUGCAGCAGGACGGGCACAACAUCUUCUCACACAUGUCCGGCGAGGACUAUAAGGAAAUCCUGGGCUUCAUCAGGCAAGCUAUCCUGGCGACCGAUCUCGCUGCCUUCUUCCCCAACCUGGACAAGAUGAAGGAACUGCUCAAGGAAACUGAGACUCGCUUCGACUGGGACCUCACGAGCCACAGAGAUCUGGCGAUGGCGAUAUCCAUGACGGCAGCCGACCUGUCGGCAUCUGCCAAGCCCUGGGACAUUCAGAACAAGACCGUGAGGGUAAUCUUCGAAGAGUUCUACGACCAAGGAGACAAAGAAGCCGCCGCGGGCCGGUCUCCCAUCCCGAUGAUGGACAGGACCAAGCCGGAGGAGCAACCCGCUAGUCAGGUUGGGUUUCUGAGCCAAAUCUGCAUACCAUGCUACACAGUGCUCAGUAAAAUCCUACCCAGCACCAAGCCCAUGUACGCGAUGGCAAUAAAAAAUCUGCACAGAUGGAAAGCCAGGGCUGACAGAAUAGCUUUGAACGCCAUUGAUGAUGUAGAAAAAGUUAAAUUAAAACAAUUGACAGAUGAUCCAGAGACUGAAGAACUAACUGAAUUAGAAGGGAAAGUUUCUAUAGUCGAUUCUUCUGUAGUUGAAGAUAUUGUUGAAAGUCUAGCCGCGAAAGACGGGAAUGUCCUGGAACCAGUUGAGGCUCUUCGUAAGGCUGCUACUCCUUGGGAAGAAGAAAUGGAAGAGGACAAAAGAGUUAGUAAGGAAUUUUGGAAGAAUAUAGACGAGGCUUGGGUAAGCGACGAGGGAGUCGUAGUUAAGGCGGUAAACAGGGCAAGUGGAGACCAAAUGCAAGGAACAUAA